Messenger RNA from Schistocerca gregaria, 1710 nucleotides. Its product is annotated as glutamate receptor ionotropic, delta-1-like. The record is from RefSeq and is a predicted model, not a curated record. NCBI's taxonomy places the organism in Eukaryota, Metazoa, Arthropoda, Insecta, Orthoptera, Acrididae. The transcript has 8 exons. The coding region runs from base 1 to 1710 and encodes 569 amino acids.
AUGAUGAACACGUCGACGCGCUGGCUGGUGUGGAGCACGCAGGAGCCGGACGAGCGGCUGCAGGUGCGGGUGGACAGUGACGUCACGUGGGCCACGUGGCGAAUGGGCGGGGGCGGGGGCGGCGCCGCGCUGUGGGGGCUGAUCCGCCUCCACCCCGGCUGGCCGCUGGCGCGCUGCCCCGUGGGCCGAUGGGCGCCCGCCGCCGGACUCCAGUACGACAACCGGAGGCUCCAGUGGGUCGCCAAGAAGAACCUCCAGGGCCUGGCGCUGGGCGCCGCGCUGCCGGUGCGUACCCCACCUCACCCAGUGAAACUCCUACCUGCUGUGAUCGUGGACACGCCGCUGGACAACCUGGGCGAGCGCCUGAAGAACGUGAACGACCGCCAGCUGGACACGAUGGCACGCUUUGGCUGGGGUCUCUCUACCACACUGGCGAGGGUGCUCAACUUUUCGAUCAUACUGUACCGCGUGCGCAACUUUGGCUCACUGGUGAGUGAGAACGAAAUGGACGGAGCAGUCGCUCUCAUUCAUAACGGAACCGUCGAGUUUGGAGCGGCUGGCUUCAUUAUGACCACCAGGCGCAUGGACUUCAUGGACUACACGGGACCUGGCCGGCUGUGGGCGCCGGAAAUAAUGUUUCGGCACCCCAAGUCGGCGAGCGUCCUCACGACGAUCUUCAAGCCGUACACGGCGGAGCUGUGGGUGAGCAGCGGCGCGCUGUUCGUGCUGAUUCUGGUCGUGUCGCGGCUCUUCUGCUGGGUCGAGCACCGCGUCACCGCCACCGUCGACGAGAUAGACAACUCGUGGAACUCCACCUUCCUGCUCGUCUCCUCUGCCAUCGGGCAGCAAGGUGUGUCGCGGAGCUCGGAGUGGCUGAGCUGGCGCGUGCUGCUGUUCGUCAGCUUCCUGUGCACCAACCUGCUGGACACGCACUACGCGGCCGGCAUCGUGUCCUCGCUGCUGAUGCCGCCGCCCAGGACCAUCAACAACAAGAAGGACCUCGCCGACAGCCCGCUCGGCUUCGGGCUCGAGAACGUCAGCUACACCUACCAGUUCUUCGUGAAGAGCGACGACCCGGUGGACCGCGCGCUGUGCAGCCGCAAGCUGUACCCGCCCGGCGGCCGGCCCAACUUCUUCCCCGCCGAGGUGGGCGUGCGCAAGAUGGCCACCGAGCUGUUCGCCUUCCACGCCGAGGACGUGCGCGUCGGGCCACUGAUCGACCGCUUCUUCUCCGACGACGACAAGUGCGCGCUGGUGUUCAUACCGCUGCUCACGCCCGUCGCCACCUACACCGCCGUCCGCAGGAACUCGCCCGUCAAGGAGCUCUUCAACUUCGGGCUGCGCAUGAUGUGGGAGCGCGGCCACGUCAGCUACCUGCGCAAGGCGUGGUACUUCACGCGCGUGCGCUGCCUCUCUGAGACGGAGUACGCCAGCGUCGACCUGGUGCCCAUGUCGCCCGCCUUCAUGCUGCUCGGCUGCGCCAUCUUCCUGUCCGGCCUGCUGCUGGUGCUCGAGGCCCGCCAGUACCGCCGGUCGCAGACAGAAGUCAUCCCUGUGGCGCCAAACCACUCCGGUCAGAAUCUGAAGAAGAAACUUGGAAACUCACAAACAGGGCGGCAGAAAGUACGUUUCAGUUCAGCGACACUCGUCAAAUUGCUGCCAUCUCUCGACAAGAACAUAUAUUGGGACCAGGUCGAGCCUUCACAAUAA